GAGGAGGAGGAGGACGGCGACGAGGACGAGGACGGCGAGGAGCGCUUCCCGCCGCCGGGCCCCGGCCGCUCGGUGCCCCGGGGCCUGGCGCGGGGCGCGGGGAAGGUGGGCAGCAUCAAGCGGGACAUGACCUUCACGUUUCACCUGGAGGACCUGAAACGGGACUCGAGUAAAAAACUGUCUCACCAGCCCUGGUUCCCCUUGGCCAUGGAGGAGGACGGGAAAGCCGCCGACAGCAGGCCGGCCCCCCGCGCCCCGGACCACGACAGGGACAGCGCCCGCUCCGUCUGCCUCCUGGAGCAGAAGCGGAAAGUGGUCUCCUCCAGCAUCGACGUGCCCCCGGCAAGGAAGUCCUCGGAGGAACUGGACAUGGACAAGGUGACAGCGGCCAUGGUACUCACCAGCCUGUCCACGAGCCCUUUGGUCCGCAGCCCGCCCGUGCGGCCGAACGAGGGCAUGAGCGGAUCCUGGAAGGAGGGCGGUGCCGCGUCCAGCAGCUGCAGCAGCGGCUACUGGAGCUGGAGCGCCCCCAGCGACCAGUCCAACCCGUCCACGCCGUCGCCACCACUGUCCGCCGACUGCGCCAAGCCCUUCCGCAGCCCCGCGCCCGACGACGGCAUCGACGAGGCCGAGGCCGGCAGCCUGCUCUUCGACGAGCCCAUCCCCAGGAAGAGAAAGAACUCCAUGAAGGUGAUGUUCAAGUGCCUCUGGAAGAACUGCGGGAAGGUGCUGAGCACCGCGGCCGGGAUCCAGAAGCACAUCCGCGGCGUCCACCUGGGGCGUGCUGGGGAGUCUGACUACAGCGACGGUGAGGAGGACUUCUACUACACGGAGAUCAAGCUCCACACGGACGCGGUGGCAGACGGACUGGGCGGCCUGGCCCCGGCUUCGCCCUCCCAGUCCCUGGCUUCACCUCCCACCUUCCCCAUCCCGGACUCAAGCAGAACGGAAAGCCCUGGUGCCAAAGCCGAGACGAAACUGAUGACGCCCUUGAGCCGCUCGGCCCCGACCACCCUCUACCUCGUGCACACCGACCACGCUUAUCAGGCCACGCCCCCCGUGACCAUCCCAGGAUCGGCCAAGUUCACCCCCAAUGGCAGCAGCUUCAGUGUCUCCUGGCAGUCACCUCCAGUUACCUUCACAGGCAUUCCAGAAGCCCCGGGGGGAGGGCAAGAAGUGCCGGAAGGUGUACGGCAUGGAGAACCGGGACCUGUGGUGCACCGCCUGCCGCUGGAAGAAGGCCUGCCAGCGCUUCCUGGACUGAGGCUCCGCCACCAGGUUGUAGCCACCGGGUCAGGGCCACCGGGUCAGGGCCACUGGGACUGCGGAGCGUGGCCUGCCGUGGGGAGGAGGCCUCCGGAGCUUCCUGGACCGAGGGGUGCGGCCGUGGCCACAGGGCCGCCGGCCCGGCUCCACGGCAGCUUUGGGAAAGCUCUUCCUUCAGCAGAUCACCCGGAGCCGGGAAGAGCGUCCGGAGCCGUGGCGGGAUUCAGGAGAACAGGCCGCACGUCCGGCGCACACGCUCCCCGGGCACGAGGGGGUCCCUCCUCCUCGGCCGGGCGUCAGGUCUGGACGCUGGGGUCUCCGUGGCCCGGGGACCCACAGAGCCGUUUCCCUGGGAGGAGGCACAUUUCGAUGAGCUUCCCGAAGAAUGCCGUUGCGGGCGGGCGGGGUGGCGCCCGGGGAGCGCUGCAGGUGGCUCUGUGGCGUUUGUGUGAAGGCCAGGAUGUGCUUUCCUGGGCCUUCCCGGCCCCGGGGACUUCCUGGGCAGCUCCGCAUCCUCUCCGUGUCUUUCCUGCUCGUUUGCUUUGAAGAAUGGCCCCGCUGGGUGGAGUGUGGGCCCGCAGGCCCCAUGGCAGGUGGGAUCGCCGAGGGGACACCCGGACGUCUCCCGGGGACCUGGGGAGCCUUUCCCGGCUCCCCUGCGGCUCAGCUCAGCCCCACCUGGGGCGGGGAGGCCGGGAGCUGGUGCUCCUCCAGGACGUGCGGCUGGGGCCGCGGGCACGGCUCCUCCUGGGCCGGAGAGCCGCUGCCGGCGGACAGGGCACCGGCUUUCCCUCCAGCCUCCAUCUGUCUGUCUGAGGAAAGGUCCAGAACGCGAGCCGGCCCGCGGUUUGCUCCGGACGGGGGCACGGCCUCCGGGCCAUCUGUUGGGAGAGCCGAGAGGCCGGCAGACCGGCCGUGAGUGCACUUUGAUAGGGUUUAUGCUUUAGCGUGUCUGGGGGACAGGUCAGGAGCAGCCUACGCGCUUUAUGGGUAAGAGGGAAGAGACAAACCCGUGUUUUGCUUGU
Molecule: messenger RNA, 2291 nt
Organism: Pipistrellus kuhlii (Kuhl's pipistrelle)
Lineage: Eukaryota; Metazoa; Chordata; Mammalia; Chiroptera; Vespertilionidae
Gene: ZNF704
Product: zinc finger protein 704
Exons: 8
Coding region: 127-1812 (561 amino acids)
Biological process (GO): regulation of transcription by RNA polymerase II
Cellular component (GO): nucleus
Molecular function (GO): RNA polymerase II cis-regulatory region sequence-specific DNA binding; DNA-binding transcription factor activity
Source: RefSeq, a predicted model, not a curated record